Osmerus eperlanus (European smelt) is the source of this 1413-nucleotide messenger RNA. It is a transcript of the gene barx1, whose product is annotated as BARX homeobox 1. Gene Ontology annotation, molecular function: DNA binding; DNA-binding transcription factor activity, RNA polymerase II-specific. The transcript has 4 exons. Gene Ontology annotation, biological process: regulation of DNA-templated transcription. Lineage: Eukaryota; Metazoa; Chordata; Actinopteri; Osmeriformes; Osmeridae. The record is from RefSeq and is a predicted model, not a curated record. Bases 312 to 1058 code for a protein of 248 amino acids.
ACGCUUUACGGACAGAUUGGGGCUGUUUCUUUACACUGCAUACGCACGUAGUCUACUUGCUGAAAACUUUUGGAGGUUUGGUACCUGAUCAAACGCCAUUGGAACACCUCGAUACGAAGAGGACAUCGUUCAGACUAAAUAGGAUUUCAUUUGACCAACCCUGACCAUGCUUCCCCUCAGCCCAGAUAUAACGCAGACCCAGUCAAUUUGAAAAUAUUAAAGAACCUUCAGAUGUGAACGCAUCAGGGGGCUUUUCACAACAACGGACUAUAAGAAUCGUUUAACCUGUUUUGCACUGAAGUUGAAAUACAAUGCAGCAUCACUUGGACAUGGGAGCACAUUACUAUCCCCCGGAGGCACAUCCUGACCAUAGAUCACAUCGCUACAGAAGUUUCAUGAUAGAGGAGAUUCUGACUGAACAUCCGGAUCACAAGGUGUCUGCCCCGGCCGGUGAGCUACUCAAAUUUGGAGUACAUGCUCUGUUAUCGGCUCGCCCGUUCCACAGCCAUUUGGUUUUGAAGGCCGACCAGACGGGCAUCCUGAAGUUCCCUAUGUCCCCACUUUCAUGCUCACUGGGGGCGCCUUUAGGAUCUUCCCUAUUAUCCGGUGCUCCAGGUCUACAAGUCGGCUCGGCGUCUCAUCACCUGCCGCUAGAUCUCCACCUCCGCAAUAAAUUGGAGCAUUGCGCAGACAGUGGCAGCAAGACUAAAAAGGGCAGGAGGAGUCGAACAGUCUUUACUGAGUUGCAGUUAAUGGGCUUGGAAAAGAGAUUUGAAAAGCAGAAGUAUCUCUCUACACCAGACAGAAUAGACCUUGCUGAGUCGUUGGGCCUAAGUCAACUACAAGUAAAAACGUGGUACCAGAACAGAAGAAUGAAGUGGAAAAAAAUAGUGUUACAAGGAGGAGGAUUGGAAUCACCAACCAAACCUAAAGGCCGUCCUAAAAAGAACUCCAUUCCUUCAAGUGAUCAGCUCUCUGAACAAGAAAGGUCUCGCGACCUUGACCGACAAUCCGACGGUUCUACUUCUUCACAUUCAGACAAUAAUCAAGAGGAGUAAUGUGGCUCUUUGAGAUGUUGUCUGUCCGACUAUUUUAGGCAUAAACUCUCGGAUGCAUAAUUGUCGUCCAUGGACUGAAGUCCCUCAGUGUUGAGUCGACAUUUUGACAUUGUGAACCUCUAUUGGCAUUGGUCUUCCGAAUAGCCUAUCAUGUUCAUCAAAUGCGUCCCGACUCCAACGCUGUCGAGUUGUAGGCUACAGGAAGGAACAGAAACAAUGAUCAGUAGGUCAACUCAUAUUUCAUUGAAUUUGAUGGACUCUGUUUUAUGUAUGUUUGCUUUGUUGGGCUCUAUGUUAUCAAAGACAUCGAGGAGUUAUUAAAUAUUUUUUCACUAACAGUUUAUUGUAGCCUUAA